Molecule: messenger RNA, 5703 nt
Organism: Tribolium madens (black flour beetle)
Lineage: Eukaryota; Metazoa; Arthropoda; Insecta; Coleoptera; Tenebrionidae
Gene: dop
Product: microtubule-associated serine/threonine-protein kinase 3
Exons: 14
Coding region: 357-4865 (1502 amino acids)
Biological process (GO): peptidyl-serine phosphorylation; intracellular signal transduction
Molecular function (GO): ATP binding; protein serine/threonine kinase activity; magnesium ion binding
Source: RefSeq, a predicted model, not a curated record
AAUGCAAAACUACUAUUUUUGGGCAAACAAAUGAAAAACGCAUCAGUUUUGGUCAUAUUUUUGCCAAAUGAUGUCAGGGUUGUACUCUUGGAUUUAGCAAGCCACAAUGAAAGCAAGUUUUGGUAUGCGCGCGCAUCCGCUGCAGCUGUUUGUAGUCUUUUGUCAGAUUACGUAUCCACGAAGUAUUUUUAUUUAUGUCACUCGAAUGGGCCAAAAAUUCGUAAAAACAAGACGAUGGCCCGUAUUGGUCGAAAUUCCCCGACUCGUGCCGUUGUAGAGAUACCGUGUUGUGACCAUGUGUGAAUCAAUGUUUUAUUUGAGUUCAUGAUAUUCAUUUUUGGAUCCGGUUGUGAUAGAUGGAGGACAACAAUGGAGCUAAAUCGCGGGCUCGUUCAAACUCCGCCAGAGUUUUGCUCUUCGACGACGUCGGACAGGCCCACGACAGGACCAAGGGGCCUCCGAUAGCCCCCGGACCCCCCAACAAGCAUGCACAACCAGAUCAUCAGUCGACACCUUCGAAUUUGGUCCGAAUAAGUUCAGCUCUGGGUAAAUCGGCUCCUUCAUUGUCGGUUAAUAUGAAGGAUGUGAAUGUGGGGCGUCGAAAUAGCCGUCCUGCUGCAGUUCAUCGGUUAAGUUUUGUAGCAAAUACUUCGCCUGUACUACCACGAUCUCAGUCACCUAUAUGUGGCAGUCCUAUUGAUAGUCCCCGGACACAUAAUAGUUUUAUAAACUUUCCCUUCGCGCCGAUAAAGAGCGCUUCUUUUAGAAUCGUUGCUGGAUGUCGAGGAGAUGGGAGGAGGUGGUCAGUUGCGUCAUUACCAUCGUCGGGUUAUGGGACUACACCUGGUAGUUCCAACAUGUCGUCGAAAUGUUCAAGUCAGGAAAGACUGCAUCAAUUACCACAUGUACCUACGUCCGAUGAUAUGAGGAUUUUGACUCAUCAUUUCUCCAGUAAUGAAAGUAAUCCUUCAUUAUCGGCAGGGAAUUAUGAGGAGAAUCCCAUAAGUCAUCGGUCUCCAUUACACAGACCAAGAUCUAGAAGUCUCAGUAGCCCUAGCAGAUCUCCUGUCAUGGACAACGAAAUUUGCAUGAUGAACGUUUUAUACAAAGAAAGAUUUCCGAAAGCUACACAACAAAUGGAGGAACGUCUGAAUCACUACAUCGAAGAAAAUAAAACGUUCGAUUUUGGUGAAGAUUGUGAUUAUCUUCCUAUAGUACGUUUUGUUCAUCACCAAGUGUUGGAAAUGGCUCGCGAUUGCUUACACAAAUCACAGUCAAAAUUAAUCACAAGUCGGUAUUUCUAUGAAAUGUCGGAAAAUCUAGAAAGACUAUUAACUGAAACAAAAGAUAAGUCUGAAGAAGCUGCUAAUCUAGUCACCGGUUUUAUAAAAAAGUUGCUGCUAAUUAUUUCGCGUCCGGCUCGUUUAUUAGAAUGUUUAGAAUUUGAUCCAGAGGAGUUUUACCAUUUUUUAGAGGCCGCGGAAGGCCAAGUUAAGGUUGUGCAAGGUAUCAAAGCAGAUAUACCUCAGUACAUAAUCCAAAAGCUCGGCCUCAAUAGAGACCCUAUAGCCGAGCUUCAGGAAGAACUCCGUGAUUGUAAUUGGUCCUCGAACCAAUCUUCCCGUUCGUCAGUUUGUUUGACUUCAACCCCUAGUACAAAAAAGUCCCUCUCUAAUCCCAACGAACAGGAUUUCGAAGUUGUUAAAUUAAUCUCAAACGGUGCUUACGGUGCUGUUUAUUUAGUCAAACAUAAACAGACCCGUCAAAGAUUUGCUAUGAAAAAAAUUAACAAAAACAACCUAAUCCUGCGGAACCAAGUCGAGCAGGUUUUUGCUGAACGUGAUAUACUCAGUUUUGCUGAUAAUCCGUUUGUUGUCAGUAUGUACUGUAGCUUUGAAACAAGAAAACAUUUAUGUUUAGUCAUGGAGUAUGUAGAAGGCGGCGAUUGCGCUAGUUUACUUAAAAAUAUAGGACCACUGCCUUCAGAUAUGGCGAGAUUUUACUUUGCGGAAACUGUUCUCGCUGUUGAAUAUUUACACAGUUAUGGCAUAGUACACAGGGAUUUAAAACCGGAUAAUUUGUUAAUUACGGCACUCGGACAUAUUAAAUUAACCGAUUUUGGGUUAAGCAAAAUGGGCUUAAUGUCCUUGGCCACAAAUUUAUAUGAGGGGUAUGUCGAUACCGAAGCUCGUCAAUUUUCCGACAAACAAGUUUUUGGUACCCCUGAAUACAUUGCACCUGAAGUAAUAUUGAGACAAGGAUAUGGCAAGCCUGUUGACUGGUGGUCGAUGGGUAUUAUUCUCUACGAGUUUCUGGUAGGUUGUGUCCCUUUCUUUGGUGACACACCUGAGGAGCUUUUCGCUCAUACUGUUCAAGAUGAUAUUGAAUGGCCGGAUAAUGAGGAUUGGCCGGUUCAGGAAGAAGCAAAAGAUCUCAUUACAGCCCUGUUGCAACAUUCCCCACGUGAUAGAUUAGGUACAGGUGGUGCUCACGAAGUCAAAGAACACGUCUAUUUCAGCGGUCUAGAUUGGAAUUCGUUACUGAGGCAAAAAGCCGAAUUUGUUCCCCAGUUGGAACAUGACGAAGAUACGAGUUAUUUUGAUAGCCGCAUUGAUAGAUACAACCACGAACUUGAGGACGAUACCGAUGAUACGGACGACUCGCCUGUAUUCGGUUUAUUCUCUUCAUGUUCCCCUCAGUAUCGCAAAGCCAACGUAUCGAAAUUAUCAAGUUCGGACCCCGACAACUCCUCCGACGGAAUUAAAAUAAACACAACUGUUACAACACCUGACACUCCCGAUGUCCCCGACUUCAAAUUACGUCCAAGAGCUCCAAUCAGUCUUCAAACACCUGAACGCGAACGCCAGGAAGUCGUCCCAAUUGAACACCGGAAGAUUUCUCUCGAUUUUGGUAAAACAAUCAGCACUCCUGAGUCGUCUCAGACCGACAGCGAUGAUGUUUCUCCCCAAAUCCAGAGACGACGUAAAACCGGCCACUCUCGUGAUAUUUUACCUAAAUUUUCAAUCUCUGUUGAAGAUGAACACAGUAGUUUAGAAACGGGGACCUCGUCGUCGGAAAAUCGCGAAUUGUCGCCUCUAGGCCGUGUCCAAUUGUCAAACAAGCAUAAAAGUCGGUCGGUUGUUAAAAGUGCGUCAACUUCAGGGUUGUCACUCAUGAUACCCUCGGAUGAAUUCCAAGCACCUACACAUAAUAUCCACUCACCUAGUGGCGGGGGUGGUUCUAGUACUGCCAGUUCACGUGAUGCUUCACCUUGUCGGGAGUUAUCUCCUCUAGUAACGAGCUUGAAACCUCCGAUUAUAAUUCGACGCGGUCCAAAAGGUUUUGGAUUUACCGUUCAUACGAUACGUGUUUAUUACGGCGAUACAGAUGUAUAUACCAUGCAUCACUUGGUUAUGGCCGUCGAUGAAGGGAGUCCGGCUUUUGAGGCCGGUUUAAGACCAGCUGAUUUAAUUACUCACAUUAAUGGUGAAACUGUACAAGGGCUUUAUCAUACUCAAGUGUUACAGUUGCUUUUGAACGGGUCUGAACAUGUCAGUUUGAGGGCUACACCGUUAGAACAAACAUCAAUUAAGACAGGUGGACGGAAAAGGGAACCUGGACAAAGCAAAUUAGCUAAGAGGAGCUUACACCGACAAAGAAAACAAAAGAGGGAUAGCGAUAAAAGACGAAAAACGUCACUAUUUCGUAAAAUCAGCAACAAAAGAGCUAGUGUUGAGAUGCAACAGAUUGCAGCAAUUCAAUCCCCGAUAAGUGUAACCCCCAGUCGUAGUUUCCAAUCAUUUCCCCGUAGUCAAGACAGUUCGUUUUCUUCGGGCCCAAUUCGUACUCCUACAACUGUAACUCGUUCAAAUCUUACUCUCUCUGAUUCAAGCUCAUCCUCACAAACGCCAUCUACAAGCUCACCAAACGUAACUCCUGCCACUAAUCGCAGCAAGCAACACUACCAGCGCCCUUCAACUCUUCACGGCUUGAAACACAAACUACAUUCAAGUGCGUGCCCUAAAGCCCUUCAUGCAGCUAGUCCUUCUUGUACUACUGCUGUACCAAAUCGGCGCAAAUCUGUGGGCCAUAUACCUUUGUCCCCGUUGGCUCGCACUCCCUCUCCUUCGCCUCUCCCAGCUUCUCCAACUCGAUCUCCAAGCCCUUUGGCUUUCCCAGUGGGUCAUCAGCCGGGAAGUUCCAACACGACUCAGUCCUAUAGCCCUAGUGCCGGUACUGCACCUAUAGCAUGCAAUCAGUCGAAAAAGGGCUUCGUUAGGCCUAAAGGCGCAGAGCCUGGAUCGCCCUUACUUCGGAGGGCUCUUUCUCCAGACCGACUGCACCCGAGAAGUGCCGAAAGCAAAUGCUCGAUUUCUCCGCUUUGCGUAUCGGGUAAUUCCCCGCCAGUUAAAGCGCAAACACGUGGGAGUACAGUGUGGCGACCGAACCCUCAACCCGAGAAAGAUAAAGAGACAGAAAGUGAAGUUACAAAUUCGCAGACUGAAGGUACCAAUACGGCAAAUAGCGAUAGUCGUUUGUCUUUGAAUCUGUCCGGACCAGGGGAAUUAUUACCGAGGAUUGCUGAAGAGAAAGACUCACCGACCAAUAACGGACAAGACGACAAAAAGUGUGAUAAAACAAGCGAAAAAAGCAAAAACGUGCAACAGAAAGAUAAGAAGGAGAAGAAAUGUGAUAAAGAAGGUUGCAAUAAAGAGGAGAAAUGUAAGAGAUGUGAUAAAACAAACGACGAAAAGAGGGAGAAGAAAUGUGAUAAGGGGGAGGGGAGUAAACCGGAAAUAAAAAAAAGUGAUAAGCCUCAGUCUAACACGAGUGGCGUUAAAGCGAAAGAUAAAUCCGUUCAAUAAUUCUAGCUUAGUAUUACGCAACUUGCCAAACAAAAAAACAUUUUGUAUAUAUUUGCUUAAUUUGAAUCGGUCAGAAAUCUCUUGUUUAUUUCGCUUCUGGUAUAUACAUUUUGUUUCACACUAAAAAAGACAACACAUAAAUAGUAUGUGUCUUAAAAAUAUACUCAUAUGUAUUUGAUAAGUGUUAGGGUGAGACCAGGUGUGAUUUUCUGUGUGUGCCGUAAAUUCAGUUGGAAUUUAUCUCAUAAAAAGUUAUGGAUCUGUAAGAUUAUUUAUUAAUAAUUGUAUAGGUGUAUAACAUAGUUCUCUGUAACUUCAUUCAUGAAUGGAUAAUAUUGCUUGGGUAUACUUUCAAGAGACAUCUAUGACUGGUGAAGGUUUUAAUUUGCUUCUUUUAAUACAUUCAAAAAACCGAAAAAUUGCCAUAUUUAACGCAGUAUGUGUCAAUUGAAUUUUUUUAAACUACGUGUUUAAUAAGUGUAAUGCACUGGCUAUACUACAUAUAUUCAUAGAAUAAUAAUUAACAUGCUAGAUGUUAGUUUUAAUUGGGAUCUCAAUUACUAAGCGAUUUUUUUCAAAUCUGUUAGCCAUAUUUUUUGUUCAUAAACUAUUCACAAAUUAGUCUAGGAUACCUGGUAAUUAAGAGAAACAAAAACGAAUUUGCAUAUAUUCUGUUGUACUUAAAUCGAAAAGAAUAUUUAUUAUUGAAAGAAACAAGUUUUCAUGCGUUAUACUACAAAGUUCUAAUAAUUUGUUAGCAUGUUAUAUUAAAGAAAUAAUAUAUUGUAUAUUGAUUUUUUAAUCUGAAAUUAAACGGCGCCUUUUUAGUUCAUUUUAA